CUCGUGACUGACGCGGACUGAUAAACGUCAAGAUGUCCGCUACUAUAGCCCCGGAGAUGAUUCAUCUCCCACAUUCAAAACAACGGACCCUGUACCCUGGCAGGCUAGCAAUAGCAGUUAGCAGUUGACAGAAGCUGGAUGCUAGAGUUCCUUCCCUGCAACUUCAACAUAGACCAAUCUCUCGCUCCAGCGUCCGUCCCUCUUCAGCUGGUGACUCGAGGCCUCUUUUAUUAACAAUCAGGACGAGCGCAGCAGGAUGUCACGAACGGUCACAAUCUACUGCUUAGAUGUUUCGGAAGGGAUGACGGAGAUGGUCUCGGACCCCAGUACCGGAGAAGAGGUUCAGAAGAUAGCACUAGCAAAGGAAUACAUCCAGAGGAAGAUAGCUCCCAAAAUUCAGUCGGGACGCAAGACGGAAUAUGCCGGUGUGAUCACCUUUGGCGGAGCGACGAAUAACCCGUACUUCGCCGCCGAUACCAAUUCUCACCCCGAAGCUGAAGCAACGGAUCCGGCCGACUACAUCGGCGUAGCAUCGGUCAUCUAUCCUCAGACCGCGGCUCCGGCCAUGAUCAGCGUCGUCAAGAGUAUCAAGACGGGGAAGAACCCAGCGAACCCUCUCGCGGCUCUUGUGCUUGCGCACCAGAACUUCACCGACGAUUCGAGCAAGAGCAAAGGGUUCAAGCGGGAGGUUGUCGUACUCACACACGACAAGGCAAAACUGAAAUCGGAUAACUGGCAGAUGGUCAUGAACAUGCUUUACGAACAGGAGAUCGUCGUAAGAUGGAUCGGAGUUGGGUACGAUGCUCGACCGACUGACGAGUUACUAGAAGACAAACCGGCAUUCGAUCAGCUGCCAAAAUCCGAGCGCUUUUGGCGCAAGUUCAUCCAAAAGAUGGCAGAGGUGUGUAAAGACGACGACGAUUCGAAACAACCAGCUCUCGGCUCUAUCGACCUGGCUUUAUCCAUCGCUCGGGGACCCUCUAUCAAUCAACCCGACUCGGUACCUAUCAAAUCCAUAUUUCGUAUAGGCUCGAAGGAAAUCAACCCGGAUGAAGGGAUCGAGUUUCCGGUUCGUUACAGCAAGGCUACAGCAAAGGCAUCGCCUAUGAGCUUGAAAAAGGUCAUUGCCAGUGAGCUUUUACCGCAGAACCGUCUACAUACUGCAGGGGCCAGUCAAUCGCAAAGUCAAGCUAGGACUGCACCUCAGACGGCCAGCGCGGGGAUUGAAGCGGAUAUCACGCCGUUCAAACGAUAUACCGUGCUUGUUCCGAAGACCAAAGACGACGACGAUAUGGAUAUUGACGUGACAGCACUGGAUGCGUCCAAAAUCCUGGGCACGGACGAUCAAGAAGCGAAGCCGGAAGUUGAAUACGAAGAGCGAGAGGUCGAAGAGGAGAACCUCGUCAAGGCGUACAAGUUCGGGAAGACAUGGGUUCCGAUGCCCAAGGAUAUCUUUCCAGAGAUGGAAACCGUCGCUGGGAUGGAUGUGGUCGGCUUCAUGAAGGCAGCUGGGAUGCGCCGGUAUCAAGAAAUGGGCGAGGUCCGUUUCAUCUGGGCAGAGCCGGAUAAUCACAACUCGCAGAUCCAGCUGUCAGCUAUCGUUCAAGCCAUGGUCCAGAAAGACUAUGUUGCGGUGGUCCGAACAGUAGACAAAAACAACAGCCCCCCGAAAAUUGGCGUUUGCAAACCGGUCAUCGAUGCGGAUCAGCUGCAUUACUUGUACUGGGUCCAGAUGCCUUUUGCGGAAGACGAACGAUCGUUCUUCUUCCCAUCCCUGAACGACCUCUAUAGCAAAUCCGGAAAGCAGAUAACGGAGCAUCCGUUACUGCCCACCGAUAACCAGUUGCUGCUCAUGGACAAGCUCGUCGAGGGAAUGGACCUGGACGUCUACGAGGAGGUUGAGGACGAAGUGGAGUACCCCUGGUUCGACCCGUAUACCUCGUCGAACCCUGCCAUUCAUCGACUCCAGGAGGCUAUCUUCCACCUCGCUACCGUAUCAAACCCAGAAGAAAACCCGGUCGGUCCGCCUCAUCCUGAGCUGAUCAAGUAUCUGUACCCACCCAUGGAAGUCGUAAAAGAGACGGAAGCGGUCGUCAGGGAACUAAAGCGUGAGCUCAACAUCAAGAGGGUCCCGCCGCCGGUCAAGAGGGCCGAACGCAAAUCGGGACGAGCCAACGGAACUGCAGACGAUUCAGAAAUCGAUAUCGAUGCGCUGUUCAACAAUCCUGCUGCAAGCGGAUCGCAAGAUCCACUGACUAGCGCUUCGAAGUCUGGCGAACACAAACCAAAGACGGGUCGUGUGAUCAGCAACGAAGAUCCUGUUGGCGACUUUUUGAGACAGGUAGAGCAUGGUGGCGACAUCACUACGAAAGCCAUGCAAGAUCUGGCCGAGGUCAGCAAGGAGAUCGUCUCCACGUCGUUCUCAAGCAGCAAUUUCGGAAAGGCCACCGAUUGUUGGCAGACAAUGCGGGAACAGGCACUUCUGCUGGAGGAAAGCGAGCUGUACAACAGUCUUCGAGAAGAACUCAGAACGUAUAUCACGGCGGACGACUUUAAGCACAAGAACUUUUGGCAAUACUUUGAAAAGGCCGAACCGUCACUCGGCCCGAUCUCGGAAGCCGAGGCCGAAGCUGCUCUCAGCUAGAAGAGUAACACGAAACGAAUGGCAAGGCCGUGCAUUGGCAUCACCAUCACGAACGCUUUCAGGGUUGCGGA
Molecule: messenger RNA, 2715 nt
Organism: Filobasidium floriforme
Lineage: Eukaryota; Fungi; Basidiomycota; Tremellomycetes; Filobasidiales; Filobasidiaceae
Product: SPOC like C-terminal domain-containing protein
Exons: 15
Coding region: 257-2644 (795 amino acids)
Biological process (GO): double-strand break repair via nonhomologous end joining; telomere maintenance; DNA recombination
Cellular component (GO): Ku70:Ku80 complex; nucleus
Molecular function (GO): telomeric repeat DNA binding; double-stranded DNA binding; damaged DNA binding
Source: RefSeq, a predicted model, not a curated record